Molecule: messenger RNA, 1700 nt
Organism: Vigna umbellata (rice bean)
Lineage: Eukaryota; Viridiplantae; Streptophyta; Magnoliopsida; Fabales; Fabaceae
Biological process (GO): rRNA base methylation
Cellular component (GO): cytoplasm
Molecular function (GO): rRNA (uridine-N3-)-methyltransferase activity
Source: RefSeq, a predicted model, not a curated record
ACUUCCAUUUUCAAAACAUGGAGGAAUCAAAGAAGCAACAAUGGCAGACUAUUCAAGAAGAUGAAGAAGAUAAUGUAAAAUGGGUAACCCACUAUUCCAGUCAUCACCAAAUAUUGUUGGUGGGAGAGGGUGAUUUCUCUUUCUCUCUUUCCCUCGCCAAAUCUUUUGGCUCUGCUGCCAACAUCGUCGCUUCCUCUCUCAACCCCUACGAUAAUGUUACCAAGAUGUACAAGAAAGCAAAGUCAAAUUUAGAAGAAUUGCACAAGCUGGGAGCAUUCUUAUUACAUGGAGUUGAUGCAACCAAAAUGAAGCUUCAUCCAGAUUUAAAAAUGCGAAGGUUUGAUCGAGUCAUAUUCAACUUUCCUCACGCUGGCUUUCAUGGGAGGGAAGAUAGCUCGUCGCUGAUUAAGAUGCAUAAAGCCCUUGUGCAUGGAUUCUUCAACAAUGCAAGUUGCAUGCUUCGAGCCAAUGGUGAAAUACAUAUCAGUCAUAAAACUACAGAACCUUUUAGCUACUGGGACAUUGAGAAUCUUGCUGCACAAUGCUUUUUGACGUUGAUUGAGCGUGCUGACUUCAAGAUAGAAGAUUAUCCUGGUUACAAUAAUAAGAGAGGUGAUGCCUAUAGAUGUGAUGAACCCUUUCCACUUGGUAAGUGCUGCACGUACAAGUUUGUCUACAUCCCUGAGGGUAAGAGAAAGCGUUCGAGGAUGAAACGAAUGAUGGUUCCUAGACACAACAGAAAUCUCCAAAUUGAAGAGAUUGAGUAUGCUGUGGAGCAAUUACCAACUUCAGCUCAUCUCAAUUAUUACCCUACAGCAAGUCACUUUCUAAAACUGAAAGAAGAGACAUCAUUCACUGGGGUUCACUCAAGUAACAUGACAGAAGUGCAUGGAAGAGGUUUUCCUCCUGGUGGUUAUUCUUCUCUUGGUAUGAGUCGAGGCCCUCCAAGAACAUUUCAACCAUGGCCAGCAUCUGCUAAUGUCAGAUACUCUGUGACAGAUCAUAUUAGAACAAUGGAAACUGUUCCCGAACCACUGUAUACUCGAAGAAUAUUGCAACCAAUGGAGGAAUGGCAAUCUCUUCAACCAGGGCCAACAUCUCCUUAUAUCAGAUACUCUUUGACAGAUCAUAUUAGAACAAUGGAAACUGUUCCAGAAUCACUGUAUACUCGAAGAACAUUGCAACCAAUGGAGGAAUGGCAAUCUCUGCCACCAAAGCCGACAUCUGCUCAUAUCAGAUACUCUCUGACAGAUCACAUUAGAACAAUGGAAACUGUUCCAGAACCAUUGUAUACUCGAAGAACAUUGCAACCAAUGAAGGAAUGGAAAUCUCUGCCUCCAGGGCCAACAUCUGCUCAUAUCAGAUACUCUUUGACAGAUCACAUUAGAACAAUGAAAACUUUUCCAGAAUCACUGUAUGCUCGAAGAACAUGGCAACCAAUGGAGCCAUUGCAACCUUUCCAACCAGGGCCAACAUCUGCUAAUAUCAGAUACUUUCUGACAGAUCAUAUUAGAAAAAUGGAAACUGUUCCCGAGCCACUGUAUACUCGAAGAACAGUGCAACCACUGCAGCACUUUCAACCAGGGCGAACAUCAACCGAUGUGAGAUUCUCUCUGACAGAUCAUGGUAGAACAAUGGAGGCUAUUCGUGUAUCACCUGAUGCUAGAAAUGAAGGGUACUGGGUUAAUGGUGGCAGGUGA